Messenger RNA from Phaedon cochleariae (mustard beetle), 672 nucleotides. The record is from the annotation of a GenBank genome assembly. Lineage: Eukaryota; Metazoa; Arthropoda; Insecta; Coleoptera; Chrysomelidae.
AUGAGUAAGGCAACUCGUAGCAAUAGUAUAUCUGGAAUGGCUAAUAUUUUGGAUGAAAGUAUACUUGAAACAGUAAUCAACAAACUGGCCCCAAAACUCACAGCUACAAUAGAAGCUCAGUUAGAAAAUCUGGGUAAGCAAUUUGAGCAAAUGGAUAGCAAAAUAAAUAAUAUAGUUAACAAAUUAGAUGAUUUGGAUAAAUUAGCUCACUUCAACCAACGAGCAGUAACAAAAUUGAGUGAAAAUGUCGAUUUCCUGGAACAAAGGUCGAAAAUGAACACGUUGAGAGUGGUGGGAAUGAAAGAAGAGAACAAUGAAAACCUGCAAGCUAGGGUUCUUCUUUCAUUCAAUGAUGGUCUGGAAAUCAAAUGCACUCUGGAUGACAUCAACAAUGUCUUCCGAAUCAGAAAAGUCACUGAGAAUAUACAUAAAUCCAGACCUGUUAUAGUGGAUUUUGUCUCAUAUUUGAAACGCAACGAAAUCUACAAAGGAAGAUCUGCGUUGAAGGGAACAGAAAUUUAUCUGAACGAGGAUUUGACUGAACAACGGUAUCAACUUAUGACAUUGAGUAGGAAGAAAUAUGGAACACAAAAUGUAUGGUCCAGGAAUCGAAGGAUAUACUUUAAAGUUGGCAACAGUGUGAAGAUAAUCAAUAAAGAAUUAGACAUCUAA